AUGAACAAGUAUCUAGUGCCCCCGCCCCAGGCCAAUAGAACGGUAACAAACCUCGAUCUGCUCAUCAACAACCUCCGUGGCUCCUCUACGCCCGGAGCCGCAGAGGUCGAUACCAGGGAUAUCCUCCAACGAAUCGUCUUUAUUCUCCCUACCAUCAAGAACCCUCUCAACCUCGAUCUGGUGAUCAAGGAGAUUAUCAACUCGCCACGCCUGCUGCCGCCUCUCAUUGAUCUCCAUGACUACCAACAGCUCACAGACGCCUUCAGAGCAACCAUCAAAAGAAAGGCCCUCGUCACAGACCCCACCAUCAGCUUCGAGGCUUGGCUGGAGACCUGCUUCCAGGUCAUUACUCGAUUCGCAGGACCGGGUUGGAAGAAGCUACCUCUUCUGGCAGGAUUGAUUCUCGCAGAUUACGACAUUUCAGCUGAUGGACCGACACUGGAACGAAAACCAGGUUUCCCGUCGAAACUCAAGCAUCUGCUCAAGAGGGAAUUUGUCACCACUUUUGACCAGUGUCUUUCUAUCGACACCCGAAACCGAAGCGACGCCACAAAAUGGGUACCUGUGCUUGCCUGCAUUUCUAUCGCACAGGUCUACUCGCUGCUAGGUGACGUUGCUAUCAACUACAGACGGUUCUUGCAGGUGGGUCUGGAUCUCAUCUUCUCAAACUACGGUUUGGAAAUGGGCACGGCUCUGGCAAGACUCCAUGCUGAGUCCGGAGGCGACGCUACAACCGCCGGUGGACUCAUCGGAAAGAAACUCAAAGAACCCGUUGUGGCUCUACUCAACACUUUUGCACACAUCGCAUCCUCCUGCAUCGUUCACGUGGAUAUCGACUACAUUGACCGUAUCCAGAACAAAAUUAUCCUAGUGUGUGAGAACCAGGCCGAGACCUGGAGAAUCCUCACCAUCGAAAGUCCAACUGUCAUGCACCACCAGGAGUCUGUUCAGUACCUCAAAUGGGAGCUGUUCACCCUCUGUAUCAUUAUGCAGGGAAUUGCAAACAUGCUGCUCACACAAAAGAUGAACCAGUUCAUGUACCUGCAGCUGGCAUACAAACAGCUUCAGGCACUCCACAGCAUCUAUUUCAUUGUCGACCAAAUGGGAUCCCAGUUUGCUGCAUAUGACUACGUCUUCUUCUCAGCGAUCGAUGUCCUGUUGUCGGAGUACGCUCCUUACAUCAAGAACAGAGGCACCAUCCCACCCAACAAGGAGUUUGUGGCCGAAAGACUGGCCGCGAAUCUCGCUGGAACUUCAAACGUGGGGAGUCAUCUUCCUAUUGAUCGCUCUCGAGUUCUGUUCGCUCUCAACUACUACGAACAGCUUGUCACCGUAUGUCACGAUAGCUGCGUAGAGACCAUCAUUUAUCCCAUGGCACGAUCCUUCCUCUAUCCCACAAGCGACAUUCAGCAACUUAAACCGCUGGUGGAAGCUGCUCACUCCGUGAUUCUGGCUGGCCUGGCAGUGCCUACCAACGCUGUUGUGAACGCUAAGCUCAUCCCAGAGUACAUGGGGGGAGUUCUUCCUUUGUUUCCGGGAGUGUUUUCAUGGAACCAGUUCGUGUUGGCCAUUCAGUCCAUCGUUAACACUGUCUCUCCUCCUUCUGAAGUGUUUAAAACCAACCAGAAGCUCUUCCGUCUUGUGUUGGAUUCUUUGAUGAAAAAGUGCAGAGACACGCCCGUGGGCAUUCCUGUGCCACACUCAGUCACAGUAUCUCAGGAACAGGAAGACAUUCCUCCUACACAGCGAGCUGUGGUAAUGCUGGCUCUCAUCAACUCGCUGCCCUACGUUGAUAUCCGGUCUUUUGAGUUGUGGCUGCAGGAGACGUGGAAUAUGAUCGAGGCCACUCCCAUGCUUGCCGAAAACGCCCCCAACAAGGAGCUUGCGCAUGCCGAGCACGAGUUUCUGGUUCUGGAAAUGUGGAAGAUGAUUUCCGGCAACAUUGACCAGCGUCUCAAUGAUGUGGCCAUUCGAUGGUGGUACAAAAAGAAUGCUCGAGUGCAUGGAACGUUAUAA
Yarrowia lipolytica CLIB122 is the source of this 2016-nucleotide messenger RNA. RefSeq lists its product as uncharacterized. NCBI's taxonomy places the organism in Eukaryota, Fungi, Ascomycota, Dipodascomycetes, Dipodascales. The record is from RefSeq and is a predicted model, not a curated record.